AUGAAGGAGUAAAGCUUGGAGAUAUGGCUUCAGGCAGGAGAUCUCUUAGGAAGAUGUUUCCGCAGUCAGGCAAAUCCAUCGUCUUUGACAGCUUUCCCGAUCCUUCUGACACCUGGGAGAUCGUCGAGACAAUCGGAAAAGGGACCUACGGCAAAGUGUACAAAGUGCUGGAUAAGAUCAAUGGCAGCGAGGCGGCCGUCAAAGUACUGGAUCCGAUUCACGACAUCGAUGAGGAGAUUGAGGCAGAGUACAGCAUCCUGAAGGCACUUUCUGAUCAUCCCAAUGUGGUCAAGUUCUACGGCAUGUUCUACAAGAAGGAUCCUAAAAACGGAGACCAGCUGUGGUUGGUGCUAGAGCUGUGUAACGGAGGCUCAGUCACAGACCUGGCCAAGGGAAUGCUGAAAAGAGGAGAGCGGAUGGACGAAGCCAUCAUUGCAUAUAUCUUACACGGAGCACUCAUGGGCCUGCAUCAUUUACACGAGAAUAAAACCAUCCAUCGAGAUGUAAAAGGGAACAACAUCCUCCUGACCACUCAGGGGGGGAUCAAGCUGGUUGACUUUGGUGUAUCAGCUCAGCUAUCCAACACCCGUCUCCAGAGGAACACUUCUGUCGGAACGCCGUUCUGGAUGGCCCCUGAGGUCAUAGCAUGUGAGCAGCAGUUGGAUUCGACGUAUGACGCUCGUUGUGAUGUCUGGUCUCUUGGCAUCACUGCCAUCGAGCUAGGAGAUGGAGACCCACCCCUGGCGGACCUCCACCCCAUGAGGGCUCUCUUCAAAAUCCCAAGAAAUCCUCCACCAAGUCUGCAACAACCAGAGAUCUGGUCCGAUCAGUUUAACAAUUUCAUAUGCAAGUGUCUGAUUAAGGACUUUGAGCUCCGGCCGAAUAUUCAGGAUCUCCUCCAGCAUGCCUUCAUCAAACAGGUCACAGGCCAAGAAGAAACUCUACAGAAACAGCUGACAGAGCUUAUUGAACUCAACCACCAGAUCGGAGUUAUUGAGAAAACCAGACACGAAAGAAUUCACACUAAAAAAGGCAGCAACAUGAAGCCUCAGAGCGACCAACCUGACGACCUGGAGGAUCUGGCAACCCUGGAAGUCCUCGAUGAAAACACAGUGACAGAGCAUCUGCAGAAGCGCUAUGCUAACGAGCAGAUCUACACAUACGUGGGAGACAUCCUUAUUGCUGUCAACCCCUUCCAUGAGAUUGAUCUGUACACUCCUGAGCACUCAAAGAUGUACAUUGAGGCCAAACGCACAGUAAAUCCUCCUCACAUAUUCGCCAUUGCUGACGUCGCCUACCAGUCCAUGGUGUCCUACAACACUGAUCAGUGUAUUGUGAUCAGUGGAGAAAGUGGUGCGGGGAAGACAGAAAGCGCUCACCUCCUGGUCCAGCAGCUCACCGUCCUUGGCAAGGCAAACAACCGGACUCUCCAAGAGAAGAUCCUGCUCGUGAACAACCUCAUCGAUGCAUUCGGAAAUGCCUGCACGGCCAUCAACAGUAACUCCAGCCGCUUUGGGAAGUAUCUGGAGAUGAAGUUCACGUGUGGAGGAAUGGUGGUGGGAGCUCAGAUCUUUGAGUACCUGCUGGAGAAAUCCCGCGUCGUUCACCAGGCUGCUGGAGAGCGUAAUUUCCACAUAUUCUACUACAUCUACGCUGGCCUGGCCGAGAGAAAGAAGCUUGCUCACUACAAGCUUUCUGACAGUAAAGCUCCAAUGUACCUUCAGAACGAAAACGUCAAGCUCGUGCCAGACAUCGUGGGCAAUGCCUCCUACAAGGAGCAGUUUGAAGCAGUGGAGCAGAGUUUCAAAGUGAUCGGCUUCACCCUUGAGGAACUAGGAAGUGUGUACAGCAUUAUUGCAGCCAUCUUAAACACUGGAGAUAUCGAGUUUGAUUCAGUGGCUACGGAGCAUCAAACUGACAAGAGCAGCAUUACUAGCAUGGCCAUGUUAGAGAGCGCUGCCUCAUUGCUGUGUAUCCGUUCAGAUGAGCUGAAGGAGGCUCUCACUUCACACUGUGUGGUGGCUCGGGGUGAGACCAUCGUCCGACCCAACACGGUGGAGAAAGCCACGGAGGUGCGGGACGCCAUGAGCAAAGCACUGUACGGACGCCUCUUCAGCUGGAUCGUAAACCACAUCAACUCCCUGCUGAGACACAAUAACCAGAACGGAGAAGAAGACAAGGAACAAAACAUUGGCAUCCUGGACAUCUUUGGCUUUGAAAACUUCAAGCAUAACUCAUUCGAGCAGCUCUGUAUCAACAUCGCCAACGAGCAGAUUCAGUUCUACUUCAAUCAGCACAUCUUCACAUGGGAGCAGGAUGAGUACCUGAAUGAGGACGUGGACGUGCGAGUGAUUGAGUAUGAGGACAACCGGCCCCUGCUGGAUCUUUUCCUGCAGAAGCCCAUGGGUAUGCUGUCACUGCUGGAUGAAGAGAGCAAAUUCCCCCAGGCUACGGAUCAGACCCUCGUCGAGAAAUUCAAGGACAACCUAAAAUCGAAAAACUUCUGGAGACCAAUGAGGGUUGAUCUUGGGUUUGGAAUCAACCACUAUGCUGGAAAGGUGAUCUAUAAUGCUUCUGGGUUCCUGGCUAAGAACCGAGACACUCUUCCUGCUGACAUCAUCCUGCUGUUGAGAUCUUCAGAGAAUGAGCUGAUUCGCAAAUUAGUCACUAAUCCGCUCACUAAAACAGGUAAUCUUGCUCACACCAAGGAAAAGGGGAUAGGGUCAGGGCAAUCCAGGUCACGUCAACGCUCUCCUCAGCGGUCUGGAAACAUUGUCAAGGGGGAGAACGGUUCAGAAAGCAUGCAUCAUCCUCGAGAGACCACCAACAUGAGGACUCAAACCGUGGCCGCUUAUUUCAGAUAUUCCUUGAUGGACCUCCUUUCAAAGAUGGUGGCCGGACAGCCGCACUUUGUUCGCUGUAUUAAACCCAACAAUGAUCGUCAGGCUCAUAAGUUCGACAGGGAGAAGGUACUGAUUCAGCUGCGCUACACUGGCAUCCUGGAGACGGCUAAGAUCCGCAGGCAGGGCUACUCUCAUCGCAUCCUCUUCGCGAACUUCAUCCAGCGGUACUACAUGCUGGCUUUCCGUGCGAACGAGGAGCCGGCCGUCAGUCCUGAGACGUGCGCAGCUAUUCUGGAGAAAGCCAAGCUGGAAAACUGGGCUCUGGGCAAAACAAAGGUCUUUCUGAAGUAUUAUCACGUGGAGCAUUUGAACCUCAUGGUCAGGAGAACCAUGGACCGGAUUGUGCUGGUCCAGGCGUAUGUAAGGUGUUGGCUAGCGGUCCAAAACUACCGUAAAACCUUGGAGAAGAGAACUCAGAGUGCUGUAGUCCUUCAAUCAGCAUUCAGAGGACAUAAGGUGAGAAGACAAAUGGCUGAUGAUAAAACCAAAGCUAAACAGGACACUGUCAUUGUUGAAGCAGUAUGCCAAGGAUAUCUGGCAAGGAAGAAAUAUUAUGCCAUGCAAAAGGAGAACAAAAAAAAGACAGAAUGCGAAGAAGCAAAAGAGGCUGAAAACAGUGAAGAAAAGGCCGGUCCAUCUGCAGAUGAACCUGGAGCUGCUUCACCAAGCUCUGGAGAAGACUCUGCACCAAAUGAGGCCACAGUGGAGGAAGUAAAGGCUGAGAAGGAUCCGUCUAAAGAAAGGACGGAAGAGGUCCAGGAUGCGGAGUCAAAGCAAAAUGAUGUUGAGCAAGCACAGAAGGAGAAGAAUGAUUUUGAAAGUCUCUCGAAACAUAUAAGGAGUGUCUCUCAGGACUUCCUGGUGUUGCAGCAGAAGCUGAACCAGAUCAUCAUGGCUCAUCAGGUCAACCCCACCAGCAACGGCAUGUUUACAAAAGGAAAGGUCAUGAAUGCUCCUCUGGGGACUGAUCCACAGCCCUCAGAAGAAGUAAAAAAUUCAUCCAAGGAGGAUGGAGCAAAAGAGCCUGAGAACAGUGAAGAAAAGGCCACGUCAUCUGCAGAUGAACCUGGAGCUGCUUCACCAAGCUCUGGAGAAGACUCUGCACCAAACGAGGCCACAGUGGAGGAAGUAAAGGCUGAGAAGGAUCCGUCUAAAGAAGAGAAGCAACCAGAGGCAGGACAGGUGACAGAAGAUGAGCAGAACACCUCUCAGGGUCAAAACGAUGGCUCUGAAAACCAGGCUAAAUCAGGAGCAGAGGAGCAAACAGCAGAGCCUAUGUCUGAGAAGCAGAACGGAGAGGGAGAAAGGUCGGACGAGGCCCAGGAUGCUGAGUCAAAGCAAAAUGAUGUCGAGCAAGCACAGAAGAAGAACGAUUUUGAAAGUUUCUCGAAAAAUAUAAGCAGCAUCUCUCAGGACUUCCUGGAGUUGCAGCAGAAGCUGAACCAGAUCAUCAUGGCUCAUCAUGUCAACCCCAACAGCAAUGGCAUGUUUACAAAAGGAAAGGUCAUGAACACUUCUCUGGGGACUGAUCCACAGCCCUCAGAAGAAGUAAAAGAUUCAUCCAAGGAGGAUGGAGCAAAAGAGCCUGAGAACAGUGAAGAAAAGGCCACUUCAUCUUCAGAUGAACCUGAAGCUGCUUCACCAAUCUCUGGAGAAGACUCUGCACCAAAUGAGGCCACAGUGGAGGAAGUAAAGGCUGAGAAGGAUCCGUCUAAAGAAGAGAAGCAAGCAGAGGCAGGACAGGUGAUGGAAGAUGGGCAGAACACUUCUCAGAGUCAAAAUGAUGGAUCUGAAAACCAGGCUAAAUCAGGAGCAGAGGAGCAAACAGCAGAGCCUAUGUCUGAGAAGCAGAACGGAGAGGGAGAAAGGUCGGACGAGGUCCAGGAUGCUGAGUCAAAGCAAAAUGAUGUCGAGCAAGCACAGAAGAACGAUUUUGAAAGUUUCUCGAAAAAUAUAAGCAACAUCUCUCAGGACUUCCUGGAGUUGCAGCAGAAGCUGAACCAGAUCAUCAUGGCUCAUCAUGUCAACCCCACCAACAACGGCAUGUUUACAAAAGGACAGGUCAUGAAUGCUCCUCUGGGGACUGAUCCACAGCCCUCAGCUGGUACACAACAGACACGGAUGUCUCGGCGAAACACCAAACCAAAGACUCUGAGCACCGAAGACUCCGCGUACUACAACCUCAUCCACCAAUCCGUCCAAGAUGACAAGAAGAGGACGAGGAAACAGAGCCCUAAGAAGCUGUUGGACACUGAUGAUCAGUAUUACCAGAGUCUGAACAGCAAUAAAUCCACAAGCAAGACGUCCGGAGACGCAGAGACACCCGAGUCUGAGGUCCCCAUGUCUGGCACACGCACAUCUUCAGACCAGGACAGGCAGUCUCUGCUCCGAAUGCUCACGAUGGAAAACGAGGAGAACCCUCAUGACUACAGGAAGCUGCUGAGGAAGACUUCUCAGAGAGGAAGGCUUAUCGAACAAAACUAG
Molecule: messenger RNA, 5387 nt
Organism: Neoarius graeffei (lesser salmon catfish)
Lineage: Eukaryota; Metazoa; Chordata; Actinopteri; Siluriformes; Ariidae
Gene: myo3a
Product: myosin IIIA
Exons: 40
Coding region: 24-5387 (1787 amino acids)
Biological process (GO): protein phosphorylation
Cellular component (GO): myosin complex
Molecular function (GO): ATP binding; cytoskeletal motor activity; protein kinase activity
Source: RefSeq, a predicted model, not a curated record